This is a messenger RNA of Microsporum canis CBS 113480, 213 nucleotides long. RefSeq lists its product as uncharacterized. The record is from RefSeq and is a predicted model, not a curated record. The coding region runs from base 1 to 213 and encodes 70 amino acids. Lineage: Eukaryota; Fungi; Ascomycota; Eurotiomycetes; Onygenales; Arthrodermataceae. The transcript has a single exon.
AUGGUCAAUGACUUCCCUGGACGCCGAGCCGAGCUGGUUCAGGCACCAGAAUUUCGGCCCGACGGCGCCAAUGCGGAAUAUUUUGACGCUGUAUACAGCUUUGUGCAACUCCAUCUGUAUCGAGUAAAAGGACCAGCUGAACCGCAUGUUGAGGUGUCAGGGACCAGACUGGCGCAACUUCGAGCUAAGUCGCUGCGCUUCGUGUACUCUUGA